AUGGCUGCACAAACCGCUGAUGCUCUUGCAAAGUUGAAGGUGCAGGAUCCGGAGGCAGAGAAAGCCGCGGGGGUGGCAAAGGCCAACGGCAAGGUGCCUGCUGCGGAAGCUGAUGACUCCGAUGAGGAUGAGGAUGACAAGGCCGCCGCUGGUGAAGGAGGAGCUGAUGCAGCAGCGAAGAAGAAGCGCAAGCGCAAGCGGAAGCCAAAGAAGGCCGGCGGCGCAAUUCCCACCAAACAGUCGUCUCCGCCACGAGUCCUACUGUCGAAUUUAUUUCCGAGUGGAGAAUAUCCCGUUGGUGAAGAAGUGGAGUAUCGGGAUGAGAACUUAUCCCGGACGACGGAUGAGGAGAAGAGACAUCUCGAUCGGAUGAACAACGACUUCUUGCAGGAAUAUCGGCAGGCUGCAGAAAUCCACAGACAGGUUCGACAGUAUGCCGCGCAAAAUAUUAAGCCCGGCCAGAGCUUAACAGAAAUUGCCGAAGGCAUCGAGGAUAGCGUUCGAGCAUUGUCCGGUCAUCCAGGCUUAGAGGAAGGGGAUAAUAUCAAAGGAGGCAUCGCUUUCCCAACAGGCGUUAACCUAGAUCAUAUUGCGGCACACUACAGCCCAAAUGCUGGUAACAAAACGAUUCUAACGAAGGAUAAUGUUAUGAAGGUGGAUUUCGGUGUGCAUAUCAAUGGAAGAAUCGUCGAUAGCGCCUUUACCAUGUCAUUCGAUCCCAUGUACGACAAUUUGCUCGAAGCAGUCCGCGAGGGAACAAACGCUGGUAUCAAAGAAGCCGGCAUUGAUGUGCGAAUGGGAGAUAUCGGAGCGGUUAUCCAGGAAACUAUGGAGAGCUACGAGGUUGAGAUCAGAGGCGAGACAUUCCCAGUGAAAUGCAUUCGAAACCUCAAUGGCCACGAUAUCAGGCAAUGGCAGAUACACGGCGGGAAGAGUGUGCCCAUUGUGAAGGGCACUGACAACACGAAAAUGGAAGAAGGGGAGGUAUUUGCCAUUGAAACAUUUGGCAGUACUGGAAACGGCUAUGUUCGGGACGAUCUGGAAUGCUCUCAUUACGCAAAGCGAGUAGAUGCGCCUGUCGUGCCUUUGCGCGUUACAUCUGCCAGCAAGCUUCUCAACGUUAUCAACAAGAACUUUGGGACGCUGCCAUUUUGCAGGAGAUACCUGGAUCGUUUGGGCCAGGAGAAAUAUUUACUUGGAUUGAAUAAUCUCGUAUCCAACGGUAUUGUCGAUGCAUAUCCCCCCUUGGUUGAUAAGAAGGGUUCAUACACUGCGCAAUUUGAGCAUACCAUCCUGCUCAGACCUACCGUGAAGGAAGUUAUUAGUCGCGGAGACGACUACUAA
Venustampulla echinocandica is the source of this 1344-nucleotide messenger RNA. Its product is annotated as Methionine aminopeptidase 2. The transcript has 5 exons. Gene Ontology annotation, biological process: proteolysis. The record is from RefSeq and is a predicted model, not a curated record. Lineage: Eukaryota; Fungi; Ascomycota; Leotiomycetes; Helotiales; Pleuroascaceae. Gene Ontology annotation, molecular function: metalloaminopeptidase activity. Bases 1 to 1344 code for a protein of 447 amino acids.